GUUUCAUGCUCGUCGCAUUCUUGCAACCAAAACAAACCAAACAAGACUUUCGACAGGCAACGACUUGACCAGUACAUAGUACAGUACAGCCCAUGGAGGGCCCUACUACUGAACAAAGACCAAGCAUGCAUACGCGUAAGCGAUCUUCCAUCUGCAUCGGAAGGCCAGACAGACGGCCCGCUAGUAUUCGAAUUCCGAGCAGUGGCAGCGCAAGCAGUACAUCGAGCAGCUACGCGCCUGUCCGCUCAGCAGAGCCUCUCUCUGCUGGUGCACUCAUGCCACUUCGUCUGGAAGCAGCAGCAGAUCCUAUUCAUCCCGCAUCUAAACAUCGACGGACUUUAUCACUUGCAACGACCGCGGAGAGAUUACCCCUUCAACUUGCCUUACAGCCUUGUCGUGAGCAGGCUGAAGAAGCAAUGGUGCGUGUACCGACGCGACGGGCACGGCCUACGAGUAUUUUCUUUUCGCGCUUCACCAGUAUCGCUCAGCCGGCAGAACCUGUCGUGACGCCGCCAGCUGUACAGACUGGUGAGCAGCAACGAGAGAUGAUGAUGCUGCGUGGACAAGUGGAGGAUUUGAGUACCCGCGUGAUGGCAAAGGACAUGACUAUCAGCAUGUUAUCAGAGCGUGUCGACGAUUUGUCUAUGGAGAUGGAAUUGAUGCGUAGCAAGAUGCGGCUUCUUGAGCAUGCAUUGAGCAAUACACCUUCUUCUGCACGACUGGAUGAUACGCUGCUGACAUCUGCUGAGGAAGACGUCGCUUGUCUCGGGCUUGCUUAUAGUGCUCAGCCAUGGCAGGAUCAAGACAAGCAACGACCCAGUCUCAGCGCGCGCAGUAUCUCAACGAGUGGUGACUCAGCCAUGGGCCAGUCCAUCAAGCAAGAGUCAAACUUUGCACAUCAGGUAUCGCCGACUCUCUCGCGGCAGUCUUCAGCAUCUGCGUAUAGCACGCCUGCGUCGACACGUACACAGAAGUAUACGGGUGAUGUGUCACCUGGUGAUGUCUCCAUGUCUGUGUUGCAACUUGAGAAUGAAGCGUUGAAGUUGGAAGUGAAGAGACUCCAAUCUGCGCUUGAAGAAGGGCUUGGGGCAUUGGCAGACCUGGCUCUUUGACGAAGCAGUCAGGUUCAGUACUUUGAGUAUAGUAGAAUGGCCCGUCGGUUGUUUGCGCAAUGCUGGUGUGCAGACUCCGUCCCGCACUGACAUGCGCAUCGCUCCAAGCACAGCAUCCUUCAUUGGUGUGCAAUGCUCACUCAGUCAAUGGGAAAGGCCGGACUUUGCCUUCGUCAAUGGAUCAAGAUCAAUGGUAUGAUCGCUCAACAAGUAAUGGAGCAGGCCACCCCAGUCUAUCGACAUGUCGGACUGUGUCGUGACAUCUCGACUCUUUGUUUAUGACUGUAUAUAGUGAAAUAUACCGUUGAGCUACCAAAAGCUGUCUACGCAAGACAUGAAUUAGUCCUGGACUUGCUCUCUACUCCUCGCGCCUCAGUACUACAUCUAGACUACUCAAUACUACUGAGCACUACAGGUAGAGUCAUUGUAGACUACUGCUACUGCUCACUGCUCCCCUGGGCCAUAUUCAGAUGAACACAAAC
This is a messenger RNA of Protomyces lactucae-debilis, 1594 nucleotides long. RefSeq lists its product as uncharacterized. The coding region runs from base 93 to 1112 and encodes 339 amino acids. The record is from RefSeq and is a predicted model, not a curated record. The transcript has a single exon. Lineage: Eukaryota; Fungi; Ascomycota; Taphrinomycetes; Taphrinales; Protomycetaceae.